Molecule: messenger RNA, 5614 nt
Organism: Epinephelus lanceolatus (giant grouper)
Lineage: Eukaryota; Metazoa; Chordata; Actinopteri; Perciformes; Serranidae
Gene: kcnk3b
Product: potassium channel, subfamily K, member 3b
Biological process (GO): stabilization of membrane potential; potassium ion transmembrane transport
Cellular component (GO): plasma membrane
Molecular function (GO): outward rectifier potassium channel activity; potassium ion leak channel activity; open rectifier potassium channel activity
Source: RefSeq, a predicted model, not a curated record
CUGUGACAGCCUGCGGGAUUGCCCUGCGUUUCUUUUCUGCACAGUCUAAAUAUAAGUCGGUGACAAACAGUCCAAAUACAGUAGCAACCCAACUGUGAUGUGGGGGUGGUGCUGAGAGAACAGCUCCGUCUCCAAAAGUCUCCCCCCCGCACCUCCUCCCUCCAUCCUCGCCCCCCACCCCUCUGUUGGAUCCGUCAGGAGGAGAAGGACGCACACGGAGAGAGUCUCAGCUCCGCCGCUCCUCUGCCUGUUUUAUCAUGAAGAGACAAAACGCCCGGACUCUCGCCCUCAUCAUCAGCAUCCUCACCUACCUGGUGGUCGGAGCGGCCGUGUUCGAGACCCUGGAGUCGAAGCAGGAGAAGAAUCACAAGAGGAAGCUCGACGCCAGAAAGUACGAACUCAUGCGCAAAUACAACUUAACCAAAGAGAACUUCGAGGAGCUGGAGCACGUCGUGUUGCAGCUCAAACCUCACAAAGCGGGAGUGCAGUGGAAAUUUGCGGGCUCCUUCUACUUCGCCAUCACUGUGAUAACGACCAUAGGUUACGGCCAUGCAGCGCCCAGCACCGACUCAGGGAAAGUGUUCUGCAUGUUCUACGCCCUCCUGGGGAUCCCGCUCACGCUGGUCAUGUUCCAGAGCCUGGGUGAGCGGAUCAACACGUUCGUCAGGUACCUGCUGCACCAAGCCAAGAAGUGCCUGGGAAUGCGUCACACCGAGGUCUCCAUGGCAAACAUGGUGACAGUGGGCUUCUUCUCCUGCAUGAGCACCCUGUGCGUGGGGGCCGUGGCGUUCUCCCACUGCGAGGGAUGGAGCUUCCUCCAUGCCUUCUACUACUGCUUCAUCACGCUCACCACCAUCGGGUUCGGAGACUACGUGGCUCUGCAGAGGGACGACGCGCUGCAGAACGACCCUCGGUACGUGGCUUUCUGCUUCGUCUACAUCCUGAUGGGGCUGACGGUGAUCGGAGCAUUCCUGAACCUGGUGGUGCUUCGCUUCCUGACCAUGAACACCGAGGACGAGCGCAGGGACGCCAAGCAGAGGGCCCUGAUGUCCAUCAGUAAGCCCAGAGGAGAGGUGGCUCAUCUUCUGCCGGUGUCAGCCUCGGCCUCUUCCACGCCUGUAGCCGACGACCCAACAAAGGGGAAGGAUUUAAAAGGUGUCUACACGGAGGUGCUGCACUUCCAGACUAUAUGCUCCUGCCUGUGGUACAGGAGCAAGGAGAAGGAGCAGGGCUCCAUCCCCAACAUGAUCCCUCAAGAGCUGACGUUCUCUGAUGCCUACAUGCAGCAGAACAGUAACUGUUCUCACUACAUGGAGCCUGGAUCAACAGGCUGCGUUUGCAGUCCACGUCAGUGUUCAAGCAUAAGCUCCAUAACAACGGGUCUACACAUUCUCUCCCCGUUCAGGAUGUUUAAGAGACGCAGCUCCGUAUAGACUUUCAGUACUGCAGAUUCACUACAGCACAAUGUGUCUAUACUGCCAAGUGGACGGCAGAGACUUGGCAGUCCUCACAGCAAAGACAUGACUGCAAGUUUGUGGUGCUAUAAUCCCAGCAAACAUUAGGACGAAUGCGGAAGGGAAGAGCACAGACAGUACUGUAAACAGUCUAACUCAAAUAUGUGUCUGAGACAGCGUCAUAUGCACGGCUUCAACUAAAAGGUCCUAUGUAGGGGCGUCCCGUGUGACAGGGGAAGUCAUCCAUGUCACUACAUGUGAACAUGCCGCAGCGCACGAGGUGCGGCAGAUCAGGUGCUGCACGAGGAUGGUCACAAGUUAGCAUUAUCACGAUGAACAUGUUGAGAUAAAAUACCUGAGACAACAGCUCCACAGUAAACUACAAUUUCAGUGUUUUUGAUAAUAAUCUCAGAGGUGCUGAUUCAACACAGGGGUCAUUUCUUAAAGGUCAACAAGCAGGAUUGUUGGUUACAGUUUGUUAACACACUCGCCAUUGAGAGUGACAGUAAACGCCCCAGAUUCAUUUUCCCUUGGUGUGUCGCCUGACUGUAUUUGAGUUUUUUCAGCACUUUGUCUCAAGGAUGUUAGUGUGUCUCCCCGGAUGCAGAUUGUGGCUCCCAGGCCUUAUUUAUACUCAAAGUUGAGAUGGAGGCAGACGGAGCCUUCUGUCCGUAUUCUGCGCUCAUUUCAUCCAUAUUUGUGAACGUUUCCUGGAAGCUUGCAGAUACAGAUGAAAAAGAGCAGCAGCACCAGAUAUCGUGGGGAUUCUCCGUCCACAUGUUGCGAUGAAACGUUAUAUGGCCUCACAGACCGUCUACAACGCUGCCUCCAUUUAACGAUACAAUAUUACACCUCCACUACUGUCGCCUCGUUUGUUGUCUGAAACUUUUGACUCCGCCUCCUAGUGCCAUCUAUUGGCUGUAUCGGUGCCAACAUAAAGGACACGUGGAAGUAUGAAGUCUUACAAUGUGUUUUCAUAUGUAAAGAGAGAAUAAAUGAGCCUUAAGUCUGCCACCUGCUGACUAUUUCGCCUCGCAUUCUCACUUCCUUCCACUAUCUACAUUAUUUAAAAUCCCCUGUGCCACGGUAAACAACAACAACCUCCGAGCUGUCAACUUCCGCAUUGAAAAUUGCACGUUUUGACCAAUUUUGGGUCAUGAAAUAAGGCAUGCCUGCUUUGUUCUUUUGGAAAAUUAUUGUGAAGAUGUACAGUGAAUCAGACAACUCGUGAACGCUCCUCAGAGAAGCCCAGACUCCGUCUCAUGCCUGAUGUUGAUCUGUUUCCAGACACAGUCAGUCGGAGUUGCCACACUUUCAAAAUGUGUGCAGUCAAAUGAGACCUGAAUACGAAACUUUUUGUGCCAGGGGUUUGAUCUCGGCCCGCCUCAACUCCCCACCGAAUCAGCAAACUUUCCAGAAAAUCUGUGUGGUUUGCAUGAGCUAACACAGCAGCAGCGCUAACACUCAACACUGAAUCAUUAAAUGAUCCAAACAAACUCACAUUGACACUGAAACUCUGUCGUUAAACCCCUUAAAAACGUAACGUUAGCCAUGUGAUGCUAACACUUAGCCCUGUCACUGUGUGUGUAUUUUGCAAGGGCACUGCAUCCUGCACUUAGCUCCGCCCAGGACAAUCGUUAAUCAAAAACAAGCCAGAGCAUUUUCCCUCCUGUAGCAGAAUGAUAAUAUGGUGACACCAGACCUUUCUCAAGCGCAGACACAGCGCUGUGAAGUCAGGCCACGCAUGACUACUUGGAGGCCUGCUGCCUUCAGUCUGGUACCUGGUCGCUACCUUUCCAUAAAGCCCCGACCUCAACUGAGCGCUGUGGGGGAACACGCCAAUAAACGUCCCGGACAUGGAAAAUAAAAAGCAAAAAGAAAAUCCAAGCAGAGAGCAGCCACACUGAGAGUGAGUCAUACAUGAUGAUUGAGACAGACAUGACCUCUGUGCGAGACUACACAUUGUUUUUUAGGAAAAUCCUGCAGAGUGAAACUUUAAAGUUGUAGUUUGUGGUGUUUCUAGAUGUUUCCCUUCAGAGUGUUUGUGACUGAUGCAGCUCCGACUCAAAGUUGACUAGUGUUGCCCUGAAACUUUCUAACAAACUCAUCAGAGCUGCGUUGAAGCUGACACCUGCUCAGGAACUCAAUAUGACUCAUUUUCUGUGUUGCUGCCUCUGUUAUUGUGCUGGUGCAUCAGUCACACACCUGCUGCAUUACAUAACGCCACAAGUGGAAAAGUUCAAACAACCAUGAUGACAUAUCUCUAACACAGUUUUGUACUGUGAUGACAGGUACACACUCUGAACACACACUUCACUGGAUUUGUGUAACGACACGACGAAGCUCGUGAGUCUACAUCAGCAUCUCUGACACUCAGCUGAACCUUUGACCUGAGCAGCCUGGUGUUCACUGCAGCGUUACUGUACUGUGAGGUGUGUCUGAUUGUUGGGUACAUUAGUCACCGUUUGACUCUGCUGGGUCCAGAAGUCGGUCCAGAGCAGGUACUGUUCUCCUUCAUGGUGUUUCCACUGUGGUGCUUCUGUCAGUCCUUCAGGAACCAGAGCAGAUACUCACCAAUCAUCCAGGUACUUGUGACUUACAGUUUGUGCACUAUUAAAGGAGUACUUCAACAGUUUUGGAAAAUAUGCACAUGGAGCCGGAGCUAGGAAACAAUUAGUUUGUCAGGCUGGACUCGAACCCUUCACCUUGUACAUGGGGCGCCUGCUCUACCACUAAGCCACCGACGCCCCACAAGUUAUCUUUUUUAGUUGAUUUCUGUUUGUGUGCUGAUUUAAGAUGAGACAUGUUAAUUAUUAAACUUUAGAGAAGACAGAUUUUUACUUUGGACAGAGCUAGCCCAGCUAAUUUAGGUUGUAAAAACAUUCUGAAUGCCAAAUCACACCGGUGGUGAAUGGCGCACGUCAAAAAAUACGCAGCUAUUAUUUUCUAUGUAUAUCCCCGCACCGGUGGUGGUUAGACUCGUCGGUGCUCCUGAAUGCACCACUUCACAACACUAUUCUAUUUCCAGCCUUGCCGCCCCCAGUAUUAAAUGCAUUCCCACUCACUCUCUGCUGGUACUCACCAGCUCCCGUAGCAGCUCCUUUUCUCUGCUCCUAUGGCAGCUCAACUCCUCUCCUCUCCAUGGAUGCAUUAAGAGAACUCUGUAGCUGCUGCUGUGUUUCGUGUGUGAUGAAGAAAGGAUGAGGAGGGACUUCUUGUUGAGGUCGAGAAAUAUCCCGAGCUAAACGACCCCCUAAUCCCGUCAUUAUAAAGACGAUGGCCACAAAGAUACUUUGCCAUUUAGACUCUGAAUAAAUAAACUGUUGUUUGUCAACAGUAAGCAAGCAUGAAUCACAAGUUAGCUUUUUUAAAUGCUUCCUGUUUGUGUGCUGAUUUAAAACGAGACAUGUUAAUUAUUGAACUUUUGCAGAGGCAGAUUUUUAGCUAGCCCAGCUAACAAUUUCUGGUCUGAAAAAAAUUUGAGGAAUGUUCUAAUGUAAUGUUGUGGUAAUGUUUUCUUUUAGUUCCCAGAACAUUCUUCUAAAAGCAGAGUAACGUUCUCUGAAACCAUCCUGAAAAAUAUUUGGUGAUAACCAUUGCUUUUUUGGGGGGGUCUUUUUUUUUUUUGUUAAAGAUAUUUUUUGGGCUUUUUUAGCCUUUAAUGUAUAGGACAGACAAGUGUGAAGGGGGGAGAGAGAGAGGGGGAGUGACAUGCAGCAAAGGGCCACAGGCUGGAGUCGAACCCGGGCCGCUGCGGCAACAGCCUUGUACAUGGGGCGCCUGCUCUACCACUAAGCCACUGACGCCCCGAUAACCAUUGUUAUAAUAUCCCAGACAGAAUUUUGUGGUUCCCAACACGUUCUGAGAACGUUACAAUGCAGUGCUCCAGUGUUAUUUUCAGCGAGAAGUUUUCUUUUAGUUCCCAGAGUGUUCUUCUUAAAGGUAGGGUAACGUUCUCUAAAAACAUCCCAAAAAUGUUUGGUGAUAAUCUUAUUAAAAAAUAAAAUAAAAUAACAAUGUUACAGCUAGCUGUUUCACCCUGCUUCCGGUCUUAAUGCUAAGCUAGGCUAACCUAGCUUCCCGGCUCCAGCUCCAUAGGCUAGGUCAGUGGUUCCCAACUGGUGGUUCACAGUCCAAAAGUGGGUCGCAGGUCCAUUCUG